GACUCAAUUCUCGCUUGCUGUACUGAUUGAUCCCUUCGGCCUCCGCCCUAGUUUUGUUUUCGAGUGCCGCCGCUGCUGUCUGUCACGUUCGCGCUUCAGCGGCAUCAUGGAGAAUCCGGUGUCGAAGACCGUCAAGGACGUUUCGCCCCACGAGUUCGUCAAGGCCUAUGCGGCGCACCUCAAGAGAUCCGGGAAGCUGGAGCUUCCCGAAUGGGCAGAUAUUGUAAAGACUGGAAGGUUCAAAGAACUCGCGCCGUAUGAUCCCGAUUGGUUUUAUAUCAGAUCUGCUUCAAUGGCGAGGAAGAUCUAUUUGAGGCAGGGCAUUGGAGUAGGCGGCUUUCAGAAAAUUUAUGGAGGCCGCAAGAGGAAUGGAAGUCGCCCUCCCCAUUUCUGCAAGAGCAGUGGGGCUGUCGCCCGCAACAUUUUGCACCAGUUGCAAACAAUGAAUAUCAUCGAGAUUGAUCCUAAAGGUGGAAGAAAAAUCACUUCCCAAGGGCUUCGUGAUCUUGAUCAGGUUGCUGGCCGUGUCUAGCUGCUAUUUCUCAGUUCCAAUUAAGAACGCUAUUUUGCUUCAGAAUGAUCAAGGCUUGUACUCAUCUGUAGUCCAGAUCCUGUUUCUUUUUCUUUUUCUUUUCCAGUUGUUUUGAUCUGUUUCUUUAGUCUGGACGAUCUUUCUUCUUGUUAUAAAUUCAUUACUUAAAUUUCAGAGAUUUUGUUUCA
Molecule: messenger RNA, 720 nt
Organism: Zingiber officinale
Lineage: Eukaryota; Viridiplantae; Streptophyta; Magnoliopsida; Zingiberales; Zingiberaceae
Product: 40S ribosomal protein S19-like
Exons: 4
Coding region: 107-532 (141 amino acids)
Biological process (GO): translation; ribosomal small subunit assembly
Cellular component (GO): ribosome; cytosolic small ribosomal subunit
Molecular function (GO): structural constituent of ribosome; RNA binding
Source: RefSeq, a predicted model, not a curated record